Molecule: messenger RNA, 697 nt
Organism: Lindgomyces ingoldianus
Lineage: Eukaryota; Fungi; Ascomycota; Dothideomycetes; Pleosporales; Lindgomycetaceae
Exons: 2
Coding region: 295-660 (121 amino acids)
Source: RefSeq, a predicted model, not a curated record
UUAGGUACCAAUUGCCGCCAAAAACGGCGGCAUAUGCCACCCUUUUCGUAGGGCAUUGUCAUCGGUGGUGAGUCUGUAUGAUGCAAACUCAACCUCAACCUAUACUUGCGACAACAUCGACUUUGUUCAGCGGCUUACGCAACCUGUAAUUUUUACUGCUUAGCAUAAUUUUCAGAUCAUGUAUGAUCCGUCCCUUCAAUAUUCGAAACUCUAUUUCUACACACUUUGUGGACGCACAUCCCUGUAGUCAGACUACUCAGGCUUAACUACUGCUGGUCCCUGUACUGCAUCUACAUGCAGUCGCUCUCAUGCAGCACCGUCACAACGACCACGAAGGUCAGUGUGUAUGCUGCCAAUAGAGCGGCUGCGCAGUUGAGCUUCAGUACUCUGAGCGCUACGAUUGCGCUGCCGACGCCGUCGAGUGCGACGUUCUUGCCGCCACUGCCGCCACUGCCGAGCCAGACGAGGGAGGUGCUGCCGAAUGCGACGAGCACGGUGAGGGGGCCGACGAAUACUUCUGUUACUUCGCCUACGCCGCCGCAGUGUACUGGCAAUGCGGGACAAGCGGUGGUUGAUGAAGGGUCAUAUACAUUGAUGUUUGCUUUGAUGGUAGCAGUGAUGAUGGGUAUGGUUGGUCUUGGUCCCAAUAUGGUUUUGUAGGAGACAUUAUAACUGUGAAGUCGUCAGCGCUCAGGCC